Messenger RNA from Ricinus communis (castor bean), 378 nucleotides. RefSeq lists its product as uncharacterized. The record is from RefSeq and is a predicted model, not a curated record. The coding region runs from base 1 to 378 and encodes 125 amino acids. Lineage: Eukaryota; Viridiplantae; Streptophyta; Magnoliopsida; Malpighiales; Euphorbiaceae. The transcript has a single exon.
AUGGCCUACUGCACCAUUGAUACUCCAGUCCCCCUCCGGUCACCCUACAUCAACCUCCACGGAUGGCCGGAACCCAACCGCUGCCGCCGGUCUCUGGGUGUCCACGGGACGCAAGCUAGGGUUGUGGACAGCAGAUCAUGCAGGCAAAUGUACUUGAGGAGCUAUACGUUUUCAAGAAAAGAAAGCUUUGAAGAAAAAACCAAGAAACGGUUUGGCAAAGUUAGAGAAAGAAUCAACAGGGGAAUAUCAAGAAAGAGAUCAUCUUCAGAUGGGGAAAGAGAGUACUCUCUGAGAAGGGUGCCGUGUGCUGCUUUGUUGUCUAUGUUUAGGAGAUUGAUGGUGUCUUGCACAACCAAGGUUGAUAUUGCUGAAGAUUGA